Messenger RNA from Arctia plantaginis, 807 nucleotides. NCBI's taxonomy places the organism in Eukaryota, Metazoa, Arthropoda, Insecta, Lepidoptera, Erebidae. The record is from the annotation of a GenBank genome assembly.
AUGUUUCGCGUCCUCAGCUUCCUCGCGGCUCUUGCCGUCGCCAGCGCCUGCAAGCCCUGCACGUGUGGCGUCGCUCGUGGCGCUCGCGUUGUUGGAGGAGCUCCCGUAACACCUGGCGAGUUCCCAUGGCUUGCGGCGCUGAAACGGGACGGGAAAGUCAUCUGUGGCGCCACUGUAAUUGCUCCGGACCAUCUUAUCACUGCUACGCAUUGUGUACACGGAAUAGAAGCAUCUCGACUAUCCGUUCUUGUCGGUGAAUACGACGUCAACGCUACGAGAUCUGAAGGUUACGAAGUAGUACAUGUGGUGCAGCAUCCAGACUUCAACAAAUACACCUAUGACUAUGAUAUUGCAGUGUUAAGACUGGCAGUGCCGCUGCCAGAUAGACUAUACAGGCCUGCGUGCUUACCAGAUGUUGAUGACUACAGCGGUCUUGAAGGAGGACACGCAAUUGUCUCUGGUUGGGGCAGUACCGUAGAAAAAGGACCAGCAUCCAAUAUACCGAUGAAAGCUGGCGUACAAAUAUGGGCCCAAGAGGAAUGUUCAGGUGCUGGGUAUGGCCGAAGAAAAGUGACUCCACGAAUGUUGUGUGCCAACGCGCCCGACCGAGACUCGUGUACUGGUGACUCUGGAGGUCCUCUUUUGGUAUCCCAACCACACUUUACUCUUGUCGGAAUCGUCUCAUGGGGCCGAGGCUGUGCUAGGCCAGGAUACCCAGGGGUGUAUGCUCGUGUGGACCGCUUCCUGCCGUUUCUUCGAGUAGCUCUACGUCAUGCCUGCACAUGCCAACCUCCAACUUUUGGUUAA